Messenger RNA from Dendronephthya gigantea, 3611 nucleotides. Its product is annotated as myosin heavy chain, non-muscle-like. The record is from RefSeq and is a predicted model, not a curated record. Lineage: Eukaryota; Metazoa; Cnidaria; Anthozoa; Malacalcyonacea; Nephtheidae. The transcript is spliced from 16 exons. The coding region runs from base 159 to 2924 and encodes 921 amino acids.
UUGUCUCGCAGCCAAUCAGAAUCGAGCAUUUUGUUCACAGAAUUCAAAAAGAGAAACAAAAAUUGUUACGAGUGGAGAAAUAUUUGCAGAUAUUUGACAACUUUUGUGUGUGUUUUUUUGAAGAAUUUUCUCUUCAGUGUUGCUGUGAAGUUGACAAGAUGUUUUCCAGUCCUUCGGUGGAUAAAGAGAAUGUUUUAGAAGAGAUUUUUGCUACAACACCUGGCAGAGCACCUCUGAAGACUGUCCAAAAGGGAAGCAUUGCAGCCGUGGGGACACCCUUGGGGAUAGCGAAGAGAACACCAAGGCCAGGGUCUGCACAUGCCACAACACCUAGUUUCCGUAGGCUGGCAAGAAGAUUGAAACGACAGAGUGUACCGUUUGCUUUAUCAAAGCCAGUGUCAAUAUUUGACAACAAUGGAAAAGGUAUCUUCACAGGAAAUCCUGUCUUUGAGGAAGGCGGACAACAAUUGAAAAGAAAUGGACCAGGGUUGAAUGAAAUGAUACAAGACAAAGUCUCUGAAACUGUUAUCAAGAUUAGGGAGAGGUAUGAGGCAACCUUAGCUCAGAAACAACAUGAUCUUGAUGAAAAGAAUAUCAUGAUCUCACAGCUACAAUCAGAAAUCAGCCUUCUAAAACACUCUCACAAUGACAGCCAGACACAGUCAGAAAAAGUAAACCAGGAUUUGAGCAUUUCAAACUUUGUGAAUGAAGUAAUCUCAAAGGCUGCUCAAGAGAUCCAGAAUGAAGAUUCCACAGCAGAAACCUGCGACCUGCAACCUUCCUCUGUUGAUUUAAUACAAAAUACCUCACCAGUAAAGCUUAGAGGUUGCUCAACUGCAAUCACACCAACAAAAUUGGUUUCUGCAGGAACAUCUCCAAUAAAACUUAAACUAACAGAAAACGAGACAUCCAUGACGCCCGUCUUGAAGAUCCAUGAAGCAACUUCGGUAACCCCGGUUGGAACAGCAGACGCAAUGCUGGCAACCUCUCCUGCUUGUCUGAAAGAUGCAGGAAUUUCCACAUCACCUUUCUGCCUGCUGGACUCAACAACAAACACAUCUCAUAACUGUUCACUCAACUCAGUGCAAGAGACCUCAUCCACGAGCACCAAAUCUGAUGGAGAACACAAACCAUAUCCUGGAUCUAAAGGCGGUAGCUCCAUUCCAGAUGGGAAUGAUACCGAUCCAUCCUUCAAUUGUGCAGAAGAAACAGCAGUAGCUGCACCUAUAAAACCGGAGCAAGAUUUUGGAAGCCUGAAUGUAUCCUCACAGAGAGAAUCCUGUGGGACCCCACUCUCUUCAAUACAUAUAACAGAUGCAGAUAAUGGUCACGCCUUUUCCGACAAUACCCUAAAGGAAAUUGGAACAUCAAUGACACCCGUCACCCUAAUACACAAACACACACUGGUGUCUCCAGUGCAAACAUCAAAUGUAUCAAUAUCCACCUCGCCCCUUGUUGCUGCUCUCCAUCCAGAAAUCAUUACAAGCCUGCCACUCAGUCAACUCCGAUCCGAACUAGAAUCAGCCGCAAUCAGCAAUGAGCUUCUGAGAAGCGAAUGCGACGAGCUUAGCGCAAAGAUUGAACUACUGCAGUCAUCUGUCGACAAGGCAAGAUCUGAGGCUGAGAGGAAAUGUAGCUCAAUGCAAAAUGUGGUAGAUUCUCUUACAAAAAAACUUGAAGAAGCUUUGGAGCUCAAUGAGGAUAUGGAAAGGAAGAAGCCUUUGAACGCUGAGGAAUAUGACAAAACCAUCAGCAGUCUGCAGAAAGAUAUCUUGUUGAAGGAGAAACAGAUGACAUUUUACAUCAAGAAAGCAUCUGAAGCAGAUAACUUACAAAAAGACUUGCGAAGAAUGUAUGCAAAAUACAAUGCACAGCACCAGUCAUACAUGACAAUGGAAGAAGAAACGAAGAAACUCAGUGAGAACUACAGCGCAAAGUGUGUCAACUACGACGCAUUACAAAGUGAACUUUGUGACGUGAAAGUUGAACUACAGCAAGCUCUUCAGGAGAUUGAGGCUCAUGGUAAAGUCAGGGAGGAGGCUAAAGAGCAUCAAGUGAGAUGCAGCAUUCUUGAAGAACAGAUUCAGACCUUCCAAUGCCAGCAGAGAGAGAAUCUGGAGUUCUUGGAGCAAGAGAGAAAAGGACUGGAAGAGACAAGCCUUGAGUUGGAACAACAAGUUAAAAGGCUUUCGGAAGAACUAAGUUUGGCGCGUCAGGCUUUUGAGGAAAAGUCACGACUACACGAGGAUACGAGUGACACUGUGCGUCAAUUACGGAGUCAACUAUCUGACGUCCAGGAUGAACUGAACGCUGUACAAUCUCAGGCGUAUCUGCUCAUGUUGGAACAAGAGAAAGAAUUGACAGCUGCAUCGAGAGUUCUGGAAGACACCUGGGAACGACUUGUGCCUGUCGUCGAGACGUAUAAAGAACGUGCCAAACAACAGGAGGAGCCGACAGUGGAGAAAAAUAGCGAAGAAAUAUUAGGGAACGAAUACAGACCAUCGUUUGUGUAUUCUGUCCUGGCAGCUGUUUCAGGAUCCGUGCCAACGUCUGAGAAUGUCAAGAACUCUUCAUCGCCAGAAGACACGACGGAGGAUGAUAAUAACACUGGAGUGGUCCCUUGUGAGGAACCAGCAGUUGACGUGCAGAGUCACGAGGGGGAAGACUUCACCCUAGUGAGCCGAGCCAAGGCUUUUCAAACACUUCUCUCAGAUCUCGAAGGAUACGUGCAAGACGGUAAUGAACACGCGCAGAUGACGAUACAACGGCAAGUUGAUGAGAUCGCUAAUCUUGAGGAAUCCUUGCUUGAGGCAAAGCAACAACAAAAUGAACAGUUGACAAUCUUGAAACAAGAACUGGAAAACGAAGCCUGCGGUGAUGAAGAAAUUGCAACGAGAGAACGACAACAAACAAUACGAGAUUGAAAGACUCAAGCUGGAACUGAAAACCGCUGAAGAAAAUUUUGAGACGUCGCAGGAACGAAUGAGGGAGAUUGGAAACAGAUGCUGCGCUUUGAUCGAACAGGAGGCUGAGAAUCAGAUGUUAAAUGAGAAACUUCGCCUUCUUAACGAUGAGCUCGAGAAAGUGAAGCAGGAAAAAACGUGUUUGGAGAAAGAACUGGAGGAGAACAUUAAAAGACUACAGAGAUUGGUCGACGCCAGCGAGAGUACUGACCAAGAGAAGCAGGCGACUCUUGUGCGGGAGAGCUUUACCGAUCUUCUGAACAAGAAACUGCAUUUGGAAAGAGAGGUCGAGAAGUUGCGAAGUUCUUUUGCGAAAACGCUGAAAGAGAACGAGAGUUUUGCACAGUAUAACGCGCGCUUGGAAAACAAGGCGAGCAUUCUUGGCAGUAAUCUCUUGAGAGCUGAAGAAGAAAUAUAUAGACUGGAUGGUAUUGUUGAUCGAUUUUGCAUUGCGACGCAGGCCAGUUGGCAAACAAUGACGGCUUCCCAGGAUCUGCGGGAUUUACUGAAGGAACUUGAUAUUGUUGUGGAAUAGGAGCCAGUGGACUUGUGGACGUGCGUACGAAAGGGGGGUUUUAAACUUGUAAAUAGUGUCUUAUCUUACCAUAUGAUCGAAUAGAUUCGGUUAAUAGAGUUUUAUAUCGUAUA